AAAAGUGGUUAGGUUUUAUGGGUGUUUUUAAUGGCUAGAAUGUUUGUUAUAUUCUAAAGUAAGCGAGGUAAUGAAUUCGAAAGGUUGUUUUUACAAUUUAUUGUUAUUUUAUCAUCUAUUUAAAAGGUUGAAUAUCAAUAACGCUUCUGGACACUUUGUCAUCUGACAUACAAUCAGAAGAAAUGUCCAAGAAAAGAAAACCUCUUUCACAAAUUCCAUCAAUGCAAGGUGAACCAUCCAAUAAACGUGUAAGAAAUGGCGAUGAAGCAUGUGAGGAGCUGAGAGCAGGGAGCAUCCGAUACAUGGCCCUGAAAAAUUUCAUGUGUCACUCUUUCCUAGAAGUUAAUUUUGAAAAUAACGUUAAUGUUGUGAUUGGCAAGAAUGGUAGUGGCAAAAGUGCGUUAUUAACAGCAUUGAUUGUGGGCCUUGGUGGAAAGGCUUCUUUGACAAACCGGGGAUCAAGCAUAAAAGGUUUCAUAAAGGCUGGUAAAACAUCAGGAUCGGUAGAAAUACAUUUAAAUAAUACUGGGAAUUAUGCCUACAAACAUGUCACUUUUGGAGACAAGAUUAUAAUUAUAAGACAUCUAAGUGUGACUGGGACUGGAAAUUACAAAGUACAAAAUGAAAAUGGAGUUCUUAUAUCUAGUUCAGCAAAAGACGUCAAAAACAUUGUAACAUCGCUAAGAAUACAAGUAGAUAAUCCUAUAUGCAUUCUAAAUCAAGAUACAUCAAGGAAUUUUUUAAGUAGUAAUGACCCUAAACAAAAGUUUAUUUUGUUCAAAAGGGCGACUAGACUUGAAACUCUAUAUGAGGAGUAUAAUAAAAUUAAACUCAAUCAACAAGAGGCUGUUGAAAUUUUUGGCAACAAAGAAUCUUGUUUUAAAAAAAUGCAGAGUGACUUAAAGAAAAUGAAAUUAAAAAUUGAUGGUCGUAACCAAGUAAUCACUCUGAAAGAGAAAAGAGCUGCUCUUCAGAGUGAGUUAUUGUGGGCAAAAGUAAGAGAUACAGAAAAAGAAUAUGAAGAGAAAGAAAAGCAUAUUCAAGAUUUGGAAGCAAAGGUCAGGGGAGUAAAAAAUGAAAUAGAAGAAAAAGGUGAAUCAGUGAAAGAGUUAAGGGAAAAAAUUAGUGCUUUAGAGAGAGAAAAAGCAGAGUUAAUUGCAUCUAUUGAGUUACAAAAACAACCUCAAUUAGAAGCAAAAAGGGAACUUAACACUGUCAUUAAAGCUUACAAUGAAAAAAAGAUAGAAAGAACAAGAAUCAACGUCGUUAUUGAGUCACGAUCAAAGGACUUAGAAUAUCUUAAGAAAGAAAUUGAGAACGCCAAUGAAAAUUUGACUAAAGUAGAGCAGGAGAAACUAGAACGUUUACAGACCUUAAAGUCAUAUGAAGAAAAACUUAAACACACUGAAGAACACUUGCAAACUAGUAGGAAUGAUUUGUUUCAAGUUUCCAACGAUUUGUCCUAUAAGGAAACUGAAGAACAGAAUAUAUUGAGAGAUAUGAAAAAUUUAAAAACAAAAAUUUAUAAUGAUGAGUCGAGUUUACAAGCUUUGAAGCAGGAGUCCGGAAAUAGUCUUAUGUUGUAUGGAAGAGACAUGUUGAAAAUCAAACAGAUGAUUGAACAGAAUAAGAAUAAGUUUCAGCACGAGCCCCGAGGUCCACUAGGUCAAUAUAUCAAGGUUAAGGAUAAGAAAUGGGUGGUAGCAGUAGAAGGAUACAUUUCUCCUGGAUUGCUAAGCUCUUUUGCUGUAGACAAUAAAGCAGAUCUUCAGCUGUUAAGAAAGAUUUUUGACCAAUAUUGGACAGGUCAAAAGCAACCGACGAUAAUUAAUUCAAAGUUCAUUUAUAAGAAACAUGAUGUAACAAGAAACCUGGUUGAAUCACCUCCAGACUGUGUGGCCAUGUAUGAUAUUUUAGACAUAGAGGAUCCUAUUGUUUUCAAUUGUAUAAUUGAUCAGGCUGGAAUAGAAAAUAUCCUCCUCAUACCUACUGACAUCCGGGCUCAGGAACUGCUCUCCGUGGAAGCACGAGUUCCACGAAACUGUGCCCAAGGUGUUACUAUAAAUGGCGAUAAAUACUAUCCCGACCCAAAUUAUAGAUCUUAUGGAUCCAGAUACAAUAAGGCCAAAUAUCUUCAGGUUGAUACCAAAGAGCACAUGGUGCAACUGGCGGCAGGUAUCGAGAUGUUGAAAAAGGAUUUGGCCGCUAAAACUACGGAGUUGAAUGAUUUUAGAAGAGAUAUGAAUAAUAAAAUAAAUGAAAAGAAAGAAUUGGAAAAUAAGAUAAAAAAACUAAAUGAUGCCAGACAACGCGUUAGACAUAAAAUCAACGAGAUUACUUCUUCGGCUGAGCCAGAAGUAACAAAUGUGAAUGUUUUGCAAAGUGAACUAAGUGAAGUUGAGGGUGUAAUAAAAGAGAAAACUACUGCUUUGACAGUUAUAAAAACAGAACUCCGCGAAAUUAAGACUAAAGUCGGCAAGAUAGAAGAGAAAUUAGAAAAUUUCAGUAAGGCCACUGAACAGCUAGAAAGCAGAUUGGAUCCUAUACAGGAAGAAAUAUUGACGAAUAGAAGAAAAUUAGAUGAGUUGUCAAUUGGUGAUCAAUUUCUUGAACAACGAAUAGUUAACUUGAAUAAAGUAAUGAUCAGUAUUCGGUCCGAUAUAGAUAUGAUUCAGAUUAGAGUAAAGAAAAACACUGCCUCAGCUGAAAAGACAGGAGUGCGUUUGCCUAAAUUAAGGGAAGUUGUAGAAAUUUCUAAUGAGAUUAUAGACUUGGAACAAUCUAUAGCCAAAAUGGAAACAAUGUCAGAUUGUUCUCCCAACAUCGUACAAGAGUAUAAAUCUCUGAAAAUAAAGUACAAUGAAUGUGCACACAUUAUGGAAAAACUAAGAAUAGAUAUUAAAGAACUAACCGAUGCUCUAAACCGCCGUAACCGUUACUGUAAGAUGACAGAAUCCUACUUUAUUUCAUAUAUUAAGUAUUCGUUCAAGAAAAUUUUGGAAAGUCGCAAAUUUAAGGGGACAAUUAAUAUAGAUUGUAAUAAAGAAGAAUUAGAACUGAUAGUCAUACCACAAGAAGGCACUCAAGGCUUGACAAAUACUACCAAUUUGUCAGGAGGAGAAAGAUCAUUUUCUACUGUUGCUUUUCUUUAUUCUUUAUGGCAAUGCAUGGACUUCCCAUUUUAUUUUUUGGAUGAGUUUGAUGUUUAUAUGGAUAAACUAAAUAGAACUAAGGUGUUCAAUAUUUUGGUGAAUCAUGCGAAUACACGACCGCAGUUGCAGCACGUUUUCUUGACACCUCAGGACGUUUCAUUUUUAGAUACGAAAGAUGUUUGUAUUUUAAGGUUACCAGACCCAGAGAGAUAAUUUGUAAAGUAAUUGUACUUAUUUGUAUUCAUAUCCGAAUUUAUAUUUUUGUUUAAUAAAAACCUGUUUUCAUGAA
Aethina tumida (small hive beetle) is the source of this 3441-nucleotide messenger RNA. RefSeq names its product structural maintenance of chromosomes protein 6-like. Bases 183 to 3365 code for a protein of 1060 amino acids. Lineage: Eukaryota; Metazoa; Arthropoda; Insecta; Coleoptera; Nitidulidae. Gene Ontology annotation, cellular component: Smc5-Smc6 complex; site of double-strand break; nucleus. Gene Ontology annotation, biological process: double-strand break repair via homologous recombination. The record is from RefSeq and is a predicted model, not a curated record. The transcript has 18 exons. Gene Ontology annotation, molecular function: damaged DNA binding; single-stranded DNA binding.